AUGGCUCCAUGGAAUCUGUUCUCAGGUUCUGGGAACGACGCAGAGCAGGAUCUCCCCAGCACAAUUGAGCCCAAUGUACGAGGCGUGGACACAGCAUUCGAACUGUUCAUCGACGGUGCAAUCACAAAGGUCUACAAUGAGUCUUCUGGGCGUUCCAAGGAUCAGAAGGCGUUGCGAGCUGCAUGCAAAAAGAUACUUGACGAGCUUAGAGGGACCAACGGAGAACAGCAAAAGAUACAUGCGCCCUUGGAUCCCGCCGUUACGGCUAUGGUGUUGGAGCCCCUGCAGAUGGCCUGCAGCAUGGAUGUGCCUCGCAUCGCAGAGCCAGCCCUGAGCUGCUUGCACAAACUGGUAGCGCAUGCUUACCUGCAUGCCGAGAGCACCCCGGCUGGACGCCUGGAUGAUGGCAGCAUUGUUGCGCAGGUGGUGUUGCUGAUAUCGAAAUGCAGCGAGAGCAACGGGGAGUCUGUGCAGCUGGGCGUGGUGCGCGCGUUGCUCACCGUGACCACUGCGGAGCACUUUGUGCUGCACGGCGACUGCCUCAUGCAGGCGGUGCGCUCGGUGUUCAACAUUGCCAUUGGCGCAGACUCUGCGGACCUGCAGCGCACGGCUCGCAGCGCCCUGCUGCAGAUGCUCAACACCAUCGUCAAGCGCGUCACUCAGGCCGCCGCGAUCAGCCGGGAGGCAUCCCUGGCAGAGGAGCGGCGGCAGUCCCUGCCGCAGGAGGCGAGGGCAAAUGUGGCGAGCGGAGAGGAGGAGCAGCCUUCUGCCAGUGCAGCAAAAGAGGGCUCGCCUGAUGCUGACGGACCUGCAGGUGUCAGCAGGCGGGCUAGCACAGAAGGGGCCGCAGAAGCGCUACAGGGGGGCGUGUUCAAUGGCGAUCUCGGAGCAGACGAGGCCUCCAGCAGGGAAGUACAUGAUGAUACAAGGCAUGGCAACGGCAUGGCUGCUGCCGCUGCAGAAGCGAAUGGAUCUGCGACGCCAGAUGAGGCUGCUGCUGGCGCGGGGCUGAGCGUUUCUACCGGCAGAGAGGGGAGCAACAAGGAAGCUGAGGCUUUGGAAACGGAGAUAAGCGUGAUUCCAGAGGAAGAGGCGCCAAGGCCCAGGCUGCCAGACCCGAUGAGCAGCACGCGCACCGCCCAGUUGGCAUCCCUGGCAGAGCAGGCCGAUCUCAGGGGACUUGAAAAGGCGCUGGAUCAGAUAGAGGCAGAGCGCAAUGCAAAGGCGGGCGAGGAGGCCGCCGCCAUCGCCAAAGCUGCCGGCACAGAGGUGGAGGCAUCGCCGCGUGACGUGCGCCGCAUCAUGAUGCGCGGUCGCAAGGUGGCGGCCUGGCGGCGGCUGUCACUGCCAGAGAGAGACGUCCUGACAGUCCUGUCUGCCAUCUGCAAGAUGGCCGCGAGGGAGACUGGGUUUGGUGCGGUGGAGCAGUACAUGCAUGCUGGUAAACUGCUGGCGUUAGAGCUGCUGGUCAGAGUCUUUGAGAACCCGCACCACCACUGGUCAGCGCUGCGUGCUGAGUUCUGCGAUCAGCUGCGGUCGCCCCUUUGUCUGACGCUGCUGCGAAAUUGCACUUCCCCUUACGAUGAGGCGUACUCGGCCGCCGCACGCCUCUUCACAGCCGUACUGCUUCAGCCAAAGCUCCGGUCUGGGCUGAAGGCUGAGAUGGGCGCGUUCUACCCGCUGCUGCUGCUGCGGCCGCUGGAGGCCGAGCGCCCCGAGCCUGGCCAGCUGCUUGCCGCGCUGUCCGCCCUGGAGAAGCUCAGCGGGCAGGCCCAGUUCCUGGUGGACCUGUUUGUCAACUACGACUGUGACCUGCAAGCGGCAAACCUUUUUGAGCGCACGGUGCGCGGCCUGGCGCGGAUUGUGCGCAUGGGCGACCCCGGCCCCGGCAUGCUGCAUAUGGCGGGCCCGGUGGUGAAUGUCAACGCCGCCUCACGGCCGCGCCCGCACUCGCUGGCCGCUGACGUGGCGCUCGCCGAGUCGGCGGAAGCGACAACUGCAGCAGUGGCAGAUGAGAGCGCAGAGGAAGGGGGGACAAGAACUAGCACAACAGAUCUGCCCUCUCUUGGGGCCGCUCCCUCGCUGCCAGCAGGCGCCAACGGGGCGGCUGAUUCAGCGGGUGAGCUGGCACGCUUCGGCGCGGCCAAAGAGCGCAAACACAGCCUUGAGGCCGGCAUUGCUCUCUUCAACAGGAAUCCUGUGAAGGGUGUGGCGUCCCUCAUGGGCUCUGGCACGGUGGAGGGAACGCCUGCGGCCGUGGCUGCCUUCCUGAGGGAACACCUGGCAGACCUGGACAAGGGCCAGCUGGGCGAGUACCUGGGCCACCACGAAGACUUCGCGUGUGCUGUGAUGUACGCCUACAUUGAUGGCGAGCAGUUUCAGGGCUACAGCAUCGAUGCUGCGCUGAGGCUUCUCCUAGGCAACUUUCGGCUUCCAGGCGAGGCGCAGAAGAUCGACCGCAUAAUGGAGAAGUUUGCCGAGCGCUACUGCCGGGACAACCCCGGCGCCUUCAAAACAGCCGACGGCGCAUACCUGCUCGCAUUCGCGCUGAUAAUGCUCAACACGGAUGCGCACAAUCCCCAGGCCGACAAGAAGCUCGCGCUGGACGACUUCGUCAACAUGUGCCAGGUCCAGAAUGAUGAGGGAGCGUACGAGGCCAUCUUGCCGCCGGCAGAGCUGGAGGACAUCUACAGGCGCAUCCUGGCCAACGAGCUGGUGAUGGAGGAAUCCCCCGGCCUGGGAGGGGGGUCCGGCGGUGGCGCAGGACCUUCCGGCAGUGGGCGCCCCCGGCGACAGUCCCGGCUGCAGGGCAAGCGCCUCGCUGCCGCCAUGGGCAUGACUCAGCUCACACUACCCUUCAGGUCGGGCGCGCAGUGGGACAAGCAGCAUGGGGUGGAUGUGGAGAGGGAACGGCUGCUGGCUCGAACGCGCGACGCCGUGGCCCGGGGCCUGAUGGCCGGCAACCUCUGGCACACCGCCUCCAACGCAGAGCAUGCGCGUCCCAUGCUGCAGGUUGGUGGAGAUGGCAUUCUGAGGGCGCUGUCUGCGGCAGAGCACAAUGCGCCAGACGCCGCUGCCUCGCAGCCCAUCCUGGAGGGCUUCAUUACUGCAAUCAGGCUGUGUGGUGUGGUGGGCCUAGACCGGAUGUGCGAGGAUCUCAUAGCGGCACUGGCAGCCGCGGCGGGCGCGCACACUCCAGCGGCCCCCGGCAGCGCAGCAGAGGGCAAACAGGUCGCUGCGUUGGCAGCGCUGGUGUCACUGGGUGCCGGCCCAUCGGCGGCGCUGAUCGGCUCAGGCUGGGUCACCAUCCUGCGCACACUGUCUGCCGUGGACGCGUUACAGGCCAAUCUGCCCAUAAUUCUCUUGGAGAGAACGCCGCAGCCUAGCCCCAGCAGGACGACAUCAGCGCUGCCGGCGCAGGCAACGCCCCCGGAUGCAGGCGGCGGCGGCGCGUCCGGGGACAGGCGUACCUCCGCCGCGCAGAGCCAGAACAGGCCGCCCAGGGCGUCCGGCCUUGGGCGCUUCUUCUCCAAAAUGGGCGGGGAUUCUGUCGCACCAGAGGCGCCUGGCGAGGAAGAAGAGGAGGCAGCUUCGGGGCCAUCUGCAACCGCUGCAAACUCGCGUCCGCCCACAGGGGAAGUGCCGAUCAGGGUGCCCAAGCUGGCGCAGAGAUCCGGGCCUGGCGGUGCUCUGGCGGAUUGGGCGGACGGGCCAGGCCGGGGGGACAUAGAGCGGCUGUACAUGUGCAGCGGCGUGCUCAAUGGCGACGCGGUGGUCGUCUUCAUGCGCGCGCUGUGCGCGGUCAGCCAGGAGGAGCUCGUGCCCGCCUCCCCAGAGGAGCCCGCCAGGACGUACACGCUGGCGCGCAUAAUGGACGCGGCGACGGACAACCUGGGGCGAAUCCGGCUGAUCUGGGGCCGUCUGUGGGCUGCGCUGUCGGCGCACCUCGUCUCCGCGGCGUGCCACCCCGACCCGGGCGUCGCCGUGCUUGCCAUCGGCCACAUGCGCGGAUUAGUCACCCGGCUGCUCUCACGCGCCGAACUGCACUGCUUUACCCACCAGGCACGCGCGCCGUCUCACGACGAGGCGCUGCGGCCGUUUGUGGCUGUCAUGCGGCAUGCGGACAGCGCUGUUGUGCGCGAGAUGACCGUGCAGGUCAUCGCGCAAGCCAUCUCCGCCCACCCAGAAGGCCUCGGCUCAGCGUGGCGCAGCGUGCUGCAGGCGCUCUCUGUGGCCGCAGCCGAUGGCGCGCCACCGGUGGUGCAUCAGGCGCUCGACGCGCUGCGCGCCGCGUCUAACGCGCUGUUCCGUGGCUGCGGCCUCGGCCACGAGCUCUUCCCAGACGCCGUUGCGGCGAUGGCUGCUGCCGCGCGCAACCCGACACACGAGCCGCUGUCAAUCGCGGCCGUGCUCGCGCUGCAGGAUGUCGGCAAACGCCUUGCGGACGCGCCCGCCUCGGAGCUGGAGGCGUCUCAGCAGCAGCAAGGCGUGCGGCUGCACCGGUCCCUCUCAGCAGACAGGGAUGCAGCUGUCGACAGGGCAGACCAAGCACAGACACCACCACACAGCAAACCAGAGGCAGAGGAGCCGUGGGGCCUGUUAUUAGCCUCCCUGGCACUCGUGGCGCGGCACGAUCCCCGGCCGCGCGUGGCCGACGCGGCGGCUGCGGCUGCGCUCGGCUGCGCGGAAGCGCACUGCGACCGCUGGCCGGCAGCCGUCUGGGACUCUGUCUGGCAGCGUUCCCUCUCCUACGUCCUCGACCUGCCCUUCCCGCCCUCUGCUGACGACGACGGCCCCUCUGCUGUCCCCCCAAGGGUGCUGGGGUGGAGUGUGGAGGGCAUGCGGCGCAUCCAGAGGCACGCCGCCGAACUGCUGCCGCGCCUCUUCAUGAUCAUGGCCGCCCGAUUUGACGUGGCCGGCCCCGCCAUCCUGCACCAGGUGGUGAGCCUGCUGGUGUCCUACGUGGUCCAAAUGGACGAGGCGAUGGCGGCGGAGGGAACGCAGCUGCUGGUAGAACUGGCCAGUUCAUUAGCGCCUGCCCUGGACGCGCCAGCCUGGCAGACCCUGCUCAAGGGCCUCUCCAUCGCCUCCAGCACCGAUCACUUCUCUGCCGUCCUCAACCCACACGCCAGGGAGCCGAUCGGGUACGCGUACACGCGCUCGGGCCGGCAGAGCGACGCGGACGCGCUGCGGGUGCGAUGCCGGGUGACUGUGCUCAUGCAGCGCGCAUGUGACGCCGUGCACCGCGCAUGCUCCCCCCACAUGCCCCUCGCCAUCCAGCUGCAGCUGCUCUCCGUGCUGCAGGACACGGUGCAGCGGGCGGCUGCCUUCAACCGCAGCCUUAGGCGCCGGGCACAGGCUGCGGAAGUCAUCGCCCCGGCCUCCGCAUCACAGCACCCUUCCAGCUCCGCCUCUGUCCCCAAACCACCCCAGGGACAGUCAAAAUGGCCAGCACAGCGCAGCCUGGAAGCAGCCACCUCUGUGGCCGCCGCUGCAGCGCAGUCUUCUGAGCAUACACCGGCAGCAUCCGACCAGCCAGAGCCAGCCGCCACAGCGGAUGGCACUGCAGAAGCUGACAAGACUGCUCCAGAAACAGGCACCAGCAGUGAUCAGCCACAGCCAGAGGCAGCAGCUGAAGCUGCUUCUGCGCCUGGUGGGUCUUUGGAGCCUCAUCCCGGAUCGGAGCAGACCCCAGCAGAUGCAGAGAGCGCAGUCAAUGAAGGCUCGGCAGAACCUCCCUCUGCUGCAGAAGAGACAGAAGUCGCAGUAAACAGCGGUGAUUAUGCGUCCAGCUCAACGGCAGAGGCCCCGUCAGCAGUGCAGGAGGCAACGCCUCAAGCUGCGACGUCCGGGGUGCGUGAAUUGUUGGCAGGGGCGGCGGGCAAGGAUUUGGGGGUGAGCGAUGCGAAUGGAGAGCGUGAUGAAGGGAAUGUGGACCCUGCCGGCAUGGCGGGCAUCGCUGACGAGGAAGCCAUGCUGCCGGCGCUCAUGCGACAGGAGACAGAGGGAGGCGCGUUGCUGAUUGAGGCGUUCCGGCGCACCAUCACAGCCCAAGGCGAGGGCAGCGGUGAGGCGGAGGCGCGACUGCUCGCGUUCUGUCGGCGAUUCGUGGCCGACGCGGCGGCCGAUGCGUGGGCGCAGCACGCAGCCGCAGCCGGCUGCGCCGGCGACGGCGGCCACGCACUCACACCCGAGGGCUACUCCUGGGACCAGGCGAUCCGCGCGCCGCUGACGGUGGCGGUGUUGGGCGGCUACCGAGCGGUGUGCGGCGAGGCCUGGCGCGGCGAGCUGCAAAAGGUGUUCCCGCAUCUGGCGCGCCUCAUCUGCUCCGGCCAGCCGUCCGUCCGCGCCGCGCUCGCCGGGCUGCUUCAGGCGCAGCUUCCGCCGCUCAUCGCCGAGCUGUGAAGAAAAUCUUACCUGGUCCAGUUGGGGGAAUUCCGGGCAGACCCAGUGCUGCUCGAGAGUGCGCUGCAAGAGCAGCUGAGGUUUGAUCUCCAAUGCAAGCUCCCAUUCAUCCGAAACGGAGCUGCCGCCGCUUGAGCUGUAGGCCACUGAUCAUAAUAUUGCGUCUCAUCAAUGUGAGAGGCAGUUCAGGCGGUACACUUGCUGCUGAGAUAUGUGUGAAUGCUGGUGCUGUCAGCAAAGGAGGAGGAAAAUUUGAACUGCUAAAAGGUCCUCAAUAGCUGUGGGUAAAGGAACAUGGGAACAAGGCUUGCAGACUUGGUUCAUGAUUUGGCGCACCUGCUGCCCGUUAGAAUCUUUAACCUCCUUAGAUAUGUCAAGAGGUAUUUAGCUGCGAGUAAUCAAUUCGUUGGGGUCUGCGCUGGCUGGCCCACAAGCAGUGUGCUUUGCAAAGCAAAAAUAAAAUGGUCUUGAUUCAUUCUAUUCCAUGCUGGCCACUUGAAGCAGGACUCAGGUCCUGGUCCUGUUCCAGAUAUUGUUGUAGGCUGCAGGCUAUACUAGAUACUGGUUGAGUGGGUGGUAAAUUACCAUUAGAAUGAGCAGUCAUGUGAGAGGACAGAGCGCAUGCAGGAAAGUGUAUGGGGUGAGUGUUGCAUUAUGCAUUAGGUAGGACCUUCCCAGAAUAGAAGGAGCAUGUAAAUGGCCGGAAUGC
Messenger RNA from Coccomyxa subellipsoidea C-169, 7114 nucleotides. RefSeq lists its product as hypothetical. The coding region runs from base 1 to 6405 and encodes 2134 amino acids. Gene Ontology annotation, biological process: regulation of ARF protein signal transduction. NCBI's taxonomy places the organism in Eukaryota, Viridiplantae, Chlorophyta, Trebouxiophyceae, Coccomyxaceae. Gene Ontology annotation, molecular function: guanyl-nucleotide exchange factor activity. The record is from RefSeq and is a predicted model, not a curated record. Gene Ontology annotation, cellular component: trans-Golgi network. The transcript is spliced from 40 exons.